Neocloeon triangulifer is the source of this 489-nucleotide messenger RNA. Its product is annotated as zinc finger CCHC-type and RNA-binding motif-containing protein 1-like. Gene Ontology annotation, cellular component: U12-type spliceosomal complex. The transcript has a single exon. Gene Ontology annotation, biological process: mRNA splicing, via spliceosome. Gene Ontology annotation, molecular function: zinc ion binding; RNA binding. The record is from RefSeq and is a predicted model, not a curated record. NCBI's taxonomy places the organism in Eukaryota, Metazoa, Arthropoda, Insecta, Ephemeroptera, Baetidae. The coding region runs from base 1 to 489 and encodes 162 amino acids.
AUGAGCGGGGGACUCGCACCGUCGAAGAGCACAGUGUAUGUGUCAAAUCUUCCUUUCUCUCUCACCAACAAUGACAUUCACAAGAUAUUCGAAAAACACGGGAAAAUUGCCAAAGUGACUGUGGCAAGAGACUCGGAGCGCAGAAGCAAAGGCAUCGCUUUUAUUUUGUACAUAAAAAAAGAAGACGCUGAAAACUGUGUCGCAGAGGAAAAUGGUCGAGAACUCUUGGGCCGGACUAUUAAGUGCAGCAUUGCCAAGGACAACGGGCGAGCUCGCGAGUUCAUCAAGCGCAAGGAGUACACCGAUAAGAGCACAUGUUACGAGUGCAAGGAAGUUGGACAUUUGAGCUAUGCUUGUCCUAAAAACGCUCUGGGAAGUCGGGAACCACCUAAGAAGAAGGCCAAGAAGAAAAAGAAAAUAGACGGAGAGUUGUUGAAUGAUGAGGACAAUGAGCAGGAUUUGCAUUUAUCGACUAUGGAAACGCCUUGA